Messenger RNA from Cimex lectularius (bed bug), 860 nucleotides. RefSeq lists its product as uncharacterized. NCBI's taxonomy places the organism in Eukaryota, Metazoa, Arthropoda, Insecta, Hemiptera, Cimicidae. Bases 151 to 660 code for a protein of 169 amino acids. The transcript is spliced from 3 exons. The record is from RefSeq and is a predicted model, not a curated record.
ACUAAAACAAUGACUUAAUUACGGAACACAUGAUACAAUUCAAAGUUCAUUAGUCCACGGCAAGUACACACACACACAACACACGACACUCACUCCCACACUCCAACAUACACAAAAAGAAGAUUUAGCAGAUAACAAACACAAGACACAAUGGGCGACAUUUGCAGUCCGCAAAAUGAAAAUGCACUCUCGAGACUCGACAACAUAAUCAGAUCACUGGAAUCCCAGUAUGACACGGUUCCGAGGCUCAAUUGGCCGGAAUGCCCCGCAGACGACGCCCCACCAAAGAGGAUGGUGGAACAUCCUUAUUUCAAAGAUGUCUGGUUCAGGGCGGAACCCAUGGUAAAAAGUGAUGACGUCAAAGUCACAGUUGACGGCCGUCAGGCGGAAUACAGAAGAAGCAGAUACUACGAAUUCCAAGAACCUCCACUUGGCAUCCCUCCAUGGUACAAGCCCAGAAGUAAGAGCGUAGAAAUAAGAGGAGGGGUCGUCAUGAACGGCUGCGAUUGCUGGAAGAAGAACGGACUGCAAGACGACUGUCAUAGGUGGGACUGCGCCAGGCCGGAAUGUCUCACAAGGCCGCUCCCAGAAUGCCCGCCUGGAAACUGCCCCCCGAUCACAGGAGUCAGAAAGAUGAACGCGUACAUGAUGCACUGCUGACCGAAUCGGGAUCUCUUCUCAUUUUCAAUCACUUAACCUACAUAAACUUACAUAAAAACAAAACACAAAAAAAAACCCAACAAACACAAAAAAACAAAAAUAUUAAUUCAAUACACUGGUCAAACAUAUAUUUGGUCCGUCUCAGUAAUGUUUCUAUCACUUUAAAUUAUUCUCUUACAAAUACAGACUGUACAAAAGGC